AUGUUAAAAUCAAUAACAAGGAGAAGAAAAAAAUAUAUUUUCUUAGAUUACUUGAUUGUCUUGUUAACAGCACUGUAUCUAAGAAUCAGAAGUGUUGAUAUGGAUUUUUACAGCUCUCUUUAACCUAAUUACUUGUGGCUACUAACCAUUCUAUUUGGAUUGAUGUUCGCGAAAAUAGGUAUUUAUAAAUUAAUGGAUGAAAGGCAGGGUAUGGUGCAUCUUUAUAUGCGUAAUUCUGAACCUAUUCAGCAUCUACUUCCUGAGCAGUACAACUCAUGUGGUUUUUGUAUCUAGCAUUUAUAAAAUGACAUAUGACAGUUUGAUUCUAUUAGUCAUUUGUCACUCUUUGUAUGUAUUUAGAGAAAAAGUGAUUCAAGCCUUGACCUAUUGCUACUUACUUGGGAAGUAUUCAUCUAUAUUUAUAAGAGUUACCUUGAAAUGGCUCAGCUAUUUAUGAAUUUGAAAUAUUUCAAGUACUUCCUCUUCCUCCUCAUCGUCUCUAUAUCAACCAUACGCUUACGAUGCAGACCAUUGCCCUCAACUAAUUACUUUAUCGCCAUUUAACAUCUGUGCACUAUUCGCAUGGCUGUCAUGCUAUUCAUACUACUCUUGUAGGUCCUGUUAAUAGCAAUCAACCUGAAUUCAUUUAUAGGAGCAUUCACCUCCUCCCUGGCAAGAUACAUCAUCUUAUUCAUAUACCCCCUCUAUCUCCUGCCAUUGCUUCGCCAUAUUCAAUAUAUGAGCGAGUCACUCCUGAUAUUAAAUGUUUCAAUCAGUGGCCUGUUAAUAUUUGAUUAGUUGGCCGUAUUUUUGGUGGCAUCCAUAUUCAUUCCCUUCAUAUUUAUCGUGUAAUUUACCUUAUUCAUUAACAUAUUUCAAGAAAUUGAUCCAAAGAUAUCACGCACAAUUAAAUACAUUAACUAUGAUGCCGUUGUUCUAAUUAAUUACAUCAUUUUGAAAUACGCUAAUUCUAAUUACGAAUCAUUUGCAUAACACAAAACCAUAGUCUAUUUUCUAUCCACCAUAGUUGCAGUAUUUAUAUUUAUCAGAAAUAAAAAUAUAUGCAGGAACUUCACAAAUAAGCAGAAUUAUUACAAUAAUACUUAUGAUUAAUUUGAAAGUGCAAGAAAUGAUGAUACUGUUUUGUGA
Paramecium octaurelia is the source of this 1149-nucleotide messenger RNA. The record is from the annotation of a GenBank genome assembly. Lineage: Eukaryota; Ciliophora; Oligohymenophorea; Peniculida; Parameciidae.